GCAGCCGCAUCUCCAACUCCAACCAUUGCAAGCAGCAGUACAAAAAAAGGAAAGCUACCAGCAAUAUGUGCACCUCAAAGUCAAAGCUCAUUGCAGCCGUUCUUCUCGCAGCAGCUGCCCUCCCCCUCCAUGCCCCAACGACCAUGGCAGCAAACUCCAACCUCUUCCGCGACUACAUCGGCGCCAUCUUCAACGGUGUCCAGUUCAGCGACGUGCCGAUCAACCCCGAUGUCGAGUUCGACUACAUCCUCGCCUUCGUCAUCGACUACUCCACCGAAACCGAUCCUCCUUCCCCGACGAAUGGGCAGUUCAGCAUCUUCUGGCAGGACUCGGUGCUGACGCCCUCCGCGGUGGCCGCCAUCAAGCAGAGCAACCCGAACGUGCGGGUGGCCGUCAGCCUCGGCGGCGCCACCGUGAACAACAGCCCGGUGUUCUUCAACGUCACCUCCAUCGACUCCUGGGUCCAGAACGCCGUGUCCUCCCUGACCACCAUCAUCCAGCAGUACAACCUGGACGGCAUCGACAUCGACUACGAGCAGUUCCAGGAGGACCCGGCCACCUUCGCCGAGUGCAUCGGCCGCCUGGUGACCACGCUCAAGAGCAACGGGGUGAUCAAGUUCGCCUCCGUCGCGCCGUUCGCCGACGCCGACGUGCAGAGCCAUUACCAGGCGCUGUGGUCGAGCUACGGGAUUAGCGUGGUAGACUACAUCAACUUCCAGUUCUACGCGUACGACGCGAGCACAACCGCGGAGCAGUACGUGAACUACUUCGACGAGCAGAUGGCGAACUACCCCGGCGGCAACAUCCUGGCCAGCUUCACCACGGCGCCAACGACGACCUCGGUGCCAGUUGACACGGCGCUCAGCGCCUGCCAGACCCUGCAGUCGCAGGGAAAGCUCUACGGCAUCUUCGUCUGGGCUGCGGAUUACUCCAAGGACCAAGGGUUCAAGUACGAAACACAGGCACAGGCACUGUUGGCCAACAGUACGUAGUACAUAGCUUGGACCUUAUUAGCUUGCUUCGACUAGUUACAGCAAUACCAAUAAUACUACAGUGUUAUAUGGAACAAAAAUGUUGUAGCAAGAAUAUAAUGGAGAAUAAAAUAAAUCUCUUGUCAGCAGCUAUGCCUGUGACACUUUGUUAAGAUAUAUAUGAUGCAUGUG
This is a messenger RNA of Zea mays, 1163 nucleotides long. Its product is annotated as chitinase 2. Gene Ontology annotation, molecular function: hydrolase activity, hydrolyzing O-glycosyl compounds. Gene Ontology annotation, biological process: carbohydrate metabolic process. The transcript has a single exon. Lineage: Eukaryota; Viridiplantae; Streptophyta; Magnoliopsida; Poales; Poaceae. Bases 66 to 992 code for a protein of 308 amino acids. The record is from RefSeq and is a predicted model, not a curated record.